This is a messenger RNA of Cryptomeria japonica (Japanese cedar), 5026 nucleotides long. RefSeq names its product disease resistance protein Roq1. Gene Ontology annotation, molecular function: ADP binding. The record is from RefSeq and is a predicted model, not a curated record. The transcript has 5 exons. The coding region runs from base 340 to 3723 and encodes 1127 amino acids. Lineage: Eukaryota; Viridiplantae; Streptophyta; Pinopsida; Cupressales; Cupressaceae. Gene Ontology annotation, biological process: signal transduction; defense response.
UUCCAAACGCACUCAAGUCUCCCAAUUAUACGUUCGCCUUUAAACGGAACUAAUCAUUUUCGUUCCCUCUUUCCCUUUCGAUGUUUUGACAAAAGGACUGAACCUUCUCUCACAGGUGGGCGCUUGACUAUUUCAAAGCGUAUUCGUGACUCUUCUUUAACUCGUUCUUUCGACAUUAACUCGCCUGAAUUCGCUUGCACGAUGAAUUAAAUAUAAUUCACUCUGCCCUCCUCUUUUGACAUUAACUCGUAUUUCUUUCUGCAUACUGCAAGCAAAUCUGUUUCGCCCUGCUUUUUUUCUGUCCGUCUUUCUUUCAACGGGUGAUUAACGUUGGAAUCAAUGGCAUCUUCUUCAUCAUCUCAUCGGCAAAUUCAGGAAUUUAAUGUCUCCUCUGGAAUAGAACCUGCUGGCAAAAGAAGAAAGGUUUCUGAAUCUACAAAAUUGUUCGAUGUUUUCAUAAAUCACAGAGGCCCCGAUGUCAAAGAAACUCUGGCUACUCAGCUUUACAACUGUCUUCAGCAGUUGGGAAUACGGGCGUUUCUUGAUAAGGAAGAGAAGGAACUUGGAAAUUCUUUUCCUUCUACCAUCGAGACUGCCAUCCGCUCUGCUAAGGUACACAUAGCCAUCUUUUCCAAAAGAUAUGCAGAGUCACCUUGGUGCCUGGCUGAGCUGGUUCUCAUGUUAGACAGCCAGGCCAAAAUUAUUCCUGUGUUUUAUGAAGUGAAGCCUAGUGACCUCCGCCACAUUGAAAAGGGAGCAUACGCUGAUGCAUUCAAGAAAUAUGAAGAAAAGGGCAGGUACCUGGAGAAGCACAACCAGUGGAAAGAAGCUCUUCAGUCACUUUCAUUAAUAGCUGGGGAAGAAUUUGACAGAUUCAGUGACUGCAAAAACAUAAUAGUAGCAGUGCAAGAAGAGGUAAAAAGGAAAACAUGUUUUCAUGUUGCUGAAUAUCCAGUGGGGCUUAACAACCUUGUGGAAGAUUUUGAAAGGCAUUGCCUUGAAGAACUUGUACAAGAUUUUGAAAACCAGUUUAGACUGAAGACUGUGAAGAAUAAGGUUGUGGUAGUUGGCAUUUUUGGAAUGGGUGGGUCGGGCAAAACAACUCUUGCAAAAGAAUUGUUUAACCGAAAGAUGUCUACUUAUUCUAGAGCAAGUUUUCUGUUUGAUGUGCGAGAAGCAUCUGCGAGAAGCAACUUACCUUAUUUGCAACUUAAGCUUCUCAAAGAUCUCUUUGACACACAUCAUCUGAAUUUUACAAGUACGGAAGAAGGAAUAAGCUAUCUCAAAGAUAAUCUACAAAGGAGCCCUGGGCAUUUAAGCUUCCUAAUUGUUGUCGACGAUAUCGAUCAUGUCCAACAGUUAAACGCUCUACUGGUCAGGGAUAUCUUAAAAAAAUCUGGCAUAAACAAAGCUCUGGUCAUUGUGACAACCCGGGACGUCGGGGUGCUUGUUACCUCAGGGCUAACUGUUGGUUAUAAUUUAAAAGGAAUGGAUAAAAACCACGGGAGGAAACUCUUCUGUUGGCAUGCCUUUGGCCAAUCCCAUCCAUGUACCGGGCACGAGUCAGUGGUUAAUGAAUUCGUAGACGUGUGUGGAGGGUUACCUCUGUCUCUCCAGGUUCUCGGCCGACAUGUCCAUGGUAGAGCUCACAGUUAUUGGAGGUCACAAUUGAUUAAAGCUAGAAUGAUGCUGCCUCGAGAUGUAAAGCAAAGAUUGAAAAUAAGCUUUGAGGCAUUGGAUGAUGAACAAAAACAGGUUUUCAUGGAUAUUGCCUGUUUUUUUGUGGGCAGAUCUAAGGGUACAGCCGAAAGAGUAUGGGAGGCAUCAGGGUGGAAUGCUCAACAUGCACUGGAGACACUCAAAGAUAAAUGCCUUGUGGAAGAAAUCAACGAGAUUCGGGGAGAUGUAAUUUUAUUGAGAAUGCAUGACCACCUGAGGGACUUGGGAAGAGAAAUGGCACUUGAGCUCAGCCCUCCCCAACGCCUGUGGCGUCCUCAAGAUCUGAAAUCUUCGGCUUUAAUGGGUUUCAAAAAUGUCCUCACCCAAACCAAUAUGAGGUGUUUCCACUCCAUUUUUGACAAGUCCAUUGGUUCUCAAGUUACAUUCUUUUUAGGCCAAUCACAUAAUUGUGUUGAGACGUCAGCUUCCUUGCUAUGGCUCAAGCUCGAGGGGAAUUCCACGGAACAAUCAAGUAUUCCUUCAUGGAUUCCUCUUCAAAAUUUGCAUCAUCUAGAAAUCCACUCUGGACAGCUCAACACGUUGCGGGAGAAUAACAUAGAGGCACCUUCCCGCUUGAAAGAGCUGCUGAUUUAUGAAAACUCUUUGAAAGAGUUUCCAGAUUUAUCAGGAAUUUCAGAUAGUUUAGAAAAUGGAUUCUUAGAAAGCCUUGAAAAGCUAGUGAUUAGCGGUGAAUAUUUUGUAUCCAAGAUAUUAAUUAGUGGAAUUCACUAUCCCAGCCUUGACUCGAUCACACUUGAAUAUAUGGGAAAUCUUAUGGAAGUGAAUUUAAGAAGUGUAAAGACCUUAAAAUCACUUGCUAUUGUAUAUUGUGAUAAACUCACAAGAUUGACAGGAACAUCUCAUCUUACAAAUCUUGUCCUAUUAAGGAUUACUCAAUGUCCAGACCUUGAGGAGCUAAGGCUUGCUCAUCCGAGCUGUCUUGAAAGGAUCACAAUUGGUUAUUGUACAAAGUUGAGAAGUGUGUUAGGAAUAUCUGAUCUUUUGAAGCUUGUAGAACUGGAUAUUUAUUAUUGUGAGAAGCUAAAGUUUGAUCACUUGAGUCUUUCUGGUAUGAAAUGUCUCGAGAGGAUGACAUUUGAUAAAUAUGUAAAGGUGAAAUAUUUUGAAUUGGAUAGCUGUCAAAAUUUGAAAACAAUACAGUUUGGUUGUGAAGAGCUUGUAGGACUAAGCAUUCGGACCUGUCCGGAGCUUGAGCGGUUGCCAAUUUUUAGAGGCCCAAGUUGCCUGGAGAAGAUUAUAAUUGAUAGAUGCAGAAAGCUCAAAUGUCUUCAAUUGGAUGGUUGUCAAAUUUUGAAAACAAUACAGUUUGGCUGUGAAGAGCUUGUAGAAUUAAACAUUCGGGGCAGUCCGGAGCUUGAAGAAUUGACAAUUUUUAGAGGCCCAAAUUGCCUGGAGAGGGUUAUAAUUGAUGGGUGUGGAAAGCUCAAAUGUCUUCAAGUGGAUGGUUGUCAAAAUUUAGAAAGUGUGUUAGGAAUAUUUAAUCUUGCAAAGCUUGUAGAAUUGGAAAUUUGUGGUUGUGGGAAGCAAGACUUUGAUCACUUGUGUCUCAGUGGUCUGAAGUGUCUCGAGAGGAUUAAAUUUGAUACACUUGUAAAGUUCAAAUAUUUUGAAUUGGAUGGUUGUCAAAUUUUGAAAUCAAUACAGUUUGGCUGUGAAGAGCUUGUAGAAUUUAGCAUUCGAGGCUGUCCGAAGGUUGAAGAAUUGCCAGUUUUUAGAGGGCCAAGUUUCUUGGAGAGGAUUAUAAUUGAUGGAUGUGAAAAGCUGAAAUGUCUUCAAGUGGAUGAUUGUCGAAAUUUGAAAACAAUACAGUUCGGCUGUGAAGAGCUUGUAGUAUUAAGCCUUCGGGGCUGUCCAGAGCUUGAAAACUUUCUCCUUUUUAGAGUCCCAAGUUGCUUAGAGAGGAUUAUAAUUUCUGGAUGUGGAAAGCUCAAAUGUCUUCAAGUGGAUGGUUGUCCAAUUUUGAAAAGUGUGUGCGGAAUAUAAAGUCUUGCAAAGCUUCUAGAAUUAGAAAUUUGUAGAUGUGGGAAGCAAGAGUUUGAUCACUUGUGUCUCAGUGAUCUGAAGUGUCUCGAGAGGAUUAAAUUUGAUACACAUGUAAAGGUGAAAUAUUUUGAAUUUGAUGGUUGUCAAAAUCUGAAAACAAUGCAGUUUGGUUUUAAAGAGCUUGUAGAAUUGGCCAUUCGGGGCUGUCCAGAGCUUGAGAAAUUGCCAAUAAGAGGCCCAAGUUGCCUGGAGAGGAUUAUAAUUGAUGGAUGUGGAAAGCUCAAAGCUCUUCAAUUGAAUGGAUGUCAAAAUUUGAAGAGUGUGUUAGGACUGUCUAAUCUUGCAAAUCUUGUAGAACUGGAAAUUUGUGAUUGUGGGAAGCUAGAGUUUGAUCACUUGUGUCUCAGUGGUAUGAAGUGUCUCCAGAAAAUGACAUUCCAUAGAAAUGGAAAGGUGAAUUAUUUUGAAAUAGAAGGUUGUCAAAAUUUGAAAACAAUGCAGUUUGGUUGUGAAGAAGUUGUAGAAUUCAGCAUUCGGGGCUGUCCGAAGCUUGCGAAAUUACCAAUUUUCGCAGGUCCGAGUUGCCUGGAGAGGAUCAUAAUUGAUGAAUGUGGAAAGUUCGAACGUCUUCAAGUGGAUGGUUGUCAAAAUUUGAAAAGUGUGUCUGGUAACUUUGAGCUUAGGCAGGUGCAUAUUAUAAAUUGUCCUGAGCUUGAAGAGGUGCCGAAUCUUGACAGACUGCGCUAUUUGUGGAGCAUUACAAUUCACAGCUGUGAGAAGCUCCAGAACAUAUCAGGUAUCGAAGAAUGGAAUGUAUCACACAAUAUGAGUCUCUGUUAUUGCAGCAAUGCACUAAUACGGAGUUCCAUUCGUAAGUUGAAGAAUGUGCAGCUAUUUUGUCCCGCAGUUUUGAUUGGAAGGGCAGUGGAUGGAGCAGAGUCAACUUCAAACCAAUUCUCUUUUUCUGAAUUUGAAACCUAUGCACUAACUAGUGGCGACAGGCCAAUGGUUGGAUUCAUUGUUUGCUUUGUGAUAAAGGUCGAUAGUUCUUCUCCGGUAGAAGAGGUGAAUAAAAUUUUCUACCCUAGAUUUCAGGUGCGACAAGGAGAAUGGAUAAUUACAAUGGUAGUUCGUAGAAUGAGUUUUACGAACUACGAGUGUCAGCGAAUUGAAGAUACUCUAAGGAAUUGUGGAAUAUUGAAGGGGGCUUUUUGCGCAAAAAGUAAGGGUGUGCAUGUGUUACGUGCAAUUGUUGAUAAGCUAUAUCAUUCAUAAAUGGAGUCGUCUUGGAAAUUGUUACAAA